This is a messenger RNA of Drosophila hydei, 1930 nucleotides long. RefSeq names its product flocculation protein FLO11. The record is from RefSeq and is a predicted model, not a curated record. The coding region runs from base 1 to 1857 and encodes 618 amino acids. Gene Ontology annotation, biological process: positive regulation of transcription by RNA polymerase II. Gene Ontology annotation, molecular function: transcription coactivator activity. The transcript is spliced from 2 exons. Gene Ontology annotation, cellular component: RNA polymerase II transcription regulator complex. NCBI's taxonomy places the organism in Eukaryota, Metazoa, Arthropoda, Insecta, Diptera, Drosophilidae.
AUGACGCUGAACCAAUUAUGGAAUGACAAUGAUGCUAGCUGUCGCCGCAAGUGCUCUGGCCAUCGUCUGCAGAUGGCAUUUGACUAUAAAUGCCCAUCGGAUCUGUUGGGCAGGCAUCAGUUUUACGCGAAUGCGCCCAACUGCGACCAGCGUCACUUUUACCACCUGCCAUUUGGCAACUUUGGAUUGUUUAAACUGUUUCUGUUUCUUUUCUUUUCUGCUUGGCAGAAACUUAUUGCGUUAGUCGUUGUUGGCACUGCCUUGCUGGGCCUGGCUUUGGCUCGUCCGCAGUCGAACGGCUAUUUGCCUCCCGCGUCCGUCAGCGUCACGCAGCCACAGCCCGCUCAGCAGCCGAUCAGCUAUCAGAACUAUCAGCAGCAGCGAAGCAUCGCUCAGGUUGAGUCGAUCCGGCCAUCCGUUUCGCUGGGCAGCUUCACCAUUCAAAGUGGCGUCCAGUCGGGCAGCCAGCCGUCAGUCGCUCCAUUGCCCACUGCCAGCAGCUACGAAUCCUCCCAAUCGAUUGUGGCCACGGAUGCGACCCUGAGGUCAACCAGCGUGGUGCCAGCGACUUCCUCGCAACUCUUUGUGCCCGCGCCCUCGCCUGCUGCUCAGGAAUCCACAGCUGUUAUUGAGCAAUCGGUCAACUCGCCCGUCGCACCUGCAGCAGCUCCAGUGGCUCAGCAAACCUACUCUGCAGCAGCUCCAGUGGCUCAGCAAACCUACUCUGCAGCAGCUCCAGUGGUUCAGCAAUCGUAUUUGCCUCCAGGUCCGGUAGCUCAGCAAAUCUACUCCGCGCCAGCGCAACAAUUGUACUCUGCUCCAGCUCCAGCAGCAGCUCCAGUGAUCCAACAGUCAUAUGCUCCUGCUCCUACUCCAGUGGUGCAGCAAACCUACUCCGCUCCAGCACCAGUGGUUCAAGAGCAAGUCGCAGCUGCUGCUCCAGUUUUGCAACAAACCUACUCCGCCCCCGUAUCGGUGGUUCAGGAGAGUCAAUCCAUUCAGACUGCUGGCCAAGUCUUUUCAGCUCCAGCGCCAGUGAUCCAGGAGAGUCGGGUGAUCGCAUCGCCCGCACCAGCUGUCCAGGAAAUCUACUCCACACCAGCAGUCGCACCUGUGGUGCAGCAGACCUACUCUGGCCCUGUGGGCCAAACGAUUUCGUCACCCGCUGCUGUGGUACAGCAGUCGUACGUAGCCCCCACUCAGGCUAUUCAGGAAAGCUAUGUUCCAUCUGCCGCUCCCGUGGUGCAGCAGACCUUUGCUGCUCCUGCUCCGGUGGUUCAACAGACCUAUGCUGCUCCUGCUCCGGUGGUUCAACAGUCAUAUGCUAUUCCUGCUCCUGCGGUGCAGCAAGCGUACUCCGCUCCAGCUACAGUUAUUCAGCAGGUGCAGGAACCCGUCAUCCAACAGGCUCAAUAUACCGGUUAUGGCUACCAGGCACCAGUUGCCACACCCAUCCAGUUCCAGGCACAGCAGCAGCAACAGCUGACCUAUGCUCCCGCGACUCUGGCUCAGGCUCAGGCUCCGUUGCAGCUGCAGCAAUCUUUCGUGCCAGCACCACCCGCUCCGCUCCAAUUGAGCAGUCCAGUUGCUGCGCAAGCUGCACAGUUCACGCCCAACUAUAGCUUCACACCUGGCCUUGCCCAGCAGGUGAGCUACCCACAGCCAGCACCCACGACCCUUGUGCAAGGUACUGCCACCGUCCAACAAGUUGGUCCCGCUGCAGCUCCAGCUCUGGUUGCGGCUCCAACCGGCAGCGCUCUGAUAAGCAGCGCAGUCACAGCCACAGCCAGCGCCAUCCCGGAGCCCGUCACCAACUACGGCAGCAACGGCGGCUACGUCUACGGUAAGACGCACUAAAUGCGUUUGAACGGGUCGCCUGACUGACACCCGAACUCGCAUUUUCAACACCAACGACGUCAAUUGUUUUUUU